Messenger RNA from Coffea eugenioides, 2425 nucleotides. RefSeq names its product aminopeptidase P2. The transcript has 13 exons. Gene Ontology annotation, molecular function: metalloaminopeptidase activity. The record is from RefSeq and is a predicted model, not a curated record. Bases 57 to 2180 code for a protein of 707 amino acids. NCBI's taxonomy places the organism in Eukaryota, Viridiplantae, Streptophyta, Magnoliopsida, Gentianales, Rubiaceae.
UCUUGGCCACAGCUUCUUCAUCGUCGUCGUCGCUUGCACAUUCUCUCUCUACAGCCAUGAUCAUGCAUUCUCUCACUCCUCAUCUCCGCAAUUCGCACUAUUCCUUCCUCCCUAAAUUUCGUAAUUUCUCAUUUUCCUUCCCCAUUUCCCACAAAUUCAACUUUAUCAACCCCAAUUUUCCCCAAAACUCGAAAACUUACCCCACCUUCAUCGUCCGUAAUUCCUCCGGCUCCGUAACCGCCAAACCCUCAUCGGAGCUCCGAAAGAAGCGAGGAAAUGACUCUGACUCCUGCUCCGAUUCCGACCAGAAGCUCGGGGACCUCCGGGAGCUUUUCUCCAAGCCCAAUAUUAAUAUCGACGCUUAUAUCAUCCCUUCCCAAGACGCCCAUCAAAGCGAGUUCAUUGCAGAGUGUUAUAUGAGGAGAGCCUAUAUAUCUGAUUUUACGGGGAGUGCUGGCACUGCAGUUGUUACAAAGGACGAAGCAGCUCUUUGGACGGAUGGGCGAUACUUUCUCCAGGCAGAGCAGCAACUCAGCUCUAGCUGGAUUCUAAUGCGGGCUGGAAAUAUGGGAGUGCCUACCACCAGUGAGUGGCUUAACAGUGUGCUGGCUCCUGGGUGUAGAAUCGGAAUUGAUCCUUUUUUGUUUUCUUCUGAUGCUGCAGAAGAACUGAAAGAGGCUAUUUCGAAACGAAAACAUGAGUUGGUCUACUUGUAUGAUUGCAAUCUUGUGGAUGAAGUGUGGAAAGCAUCGAGACCAAAAGCUCCCAACAAGCCAAUCAGAUUGCACGAUCUAAAAUAUGCAGGUCUAGACGUGUCAUCAAAGCUGUCUUCUCUUAGAUCUGAAUUGGCUGGUGCUGGUGCCUCUGCAAUUGUUAUCUCUAUGCUCGAUGAAGUGGCAUGGCUGCUGAAUCUGAGAGGUAAGGACAUUCCACAUUCACCAGUCAUGUAUGCCUACUUAAUUGUGGAGAUUGAUGGAGCUAAGAUAUUCACUGAUAAUUCUAAAGUCACUUCCGAAGUGAUGGAAUACCUGAAAAAUGCUGGAAUAGACUUGUGUCCUUACGAAUCUAUUCUCUCUGAAAUAGAAAGUUUGGCAGAAAGGGGAGCUGGACUUUGGCUUGACACAUCAUCCAUCAAUGCUGCUAUUGUAAAUACUUAUAGAUCUGCAUGUGAUAAAUAUUUUUCUGGGCGAGGAUAUCAAAAUGAAAUUGAGAGAUCCAAUGGUGAAUCCAGUGGACCAUAUGCAGUAUAUAGAAGUUCUCCUAUCUCUCUGGCUAAGGCUGUGAAAAAUGAUGCUGAAUUAGAAGGCAUGCGUAAUUCUCACCUAAGGGAUGCUGCUGCUUUAGCACAAUUUUGGUCUUGGUUAGAGGAGGAAAUCCUCAAAGAUGUGGUUUUGACUGAAGUACAAGUUGCAGACAAACUUCUUGAGUUUCGUUCAAUGCAAGAUGGUUUCCUUGAUACAAGCUUUGAUACUAUCAGUGGUUCUGGGGCCAAUGGUGCCAUUAUACACUAUAAACCAGAGCCAGGCACCUGUAGUAUUUUGCAUGCAGAUAAACUCUUUUUGUUGGAUAGUGGUGCCCAAUACCAUGAUGGAACAACUGAUGUUACUCGAACAGUACAUUUUGGUGAACCAUCUUCACGACAGAGAGAAUGUUUCACUCGUGUUCUACAGGGUCAUAUAGCUCUUGAUCAGGCAGUGUUCCCCGAGAAUACCCCCGGUUUUGUAUUGGAUGCUUUUGCUCGAUCUGCUCUGUGGAAAAUUGGCCUUGAUUACCGUCAUGGGACUGGGCACGGUGUAGGAGCUGCACUGAAUGUCCAUGAAGGGCCACAAAGCAUUAGCUUUCGAUUUGGAAAUAUGACUCCAUUGCUGAAAGGCAUGGUUGUUAGUAAUGAACCCGGCUAUUAUGAAGACCAUUCAUUUGGCAUUCGUAUAGAGAAUCUACUUUUUGUGAAAGAGCUUGACACACCAAAUAACUAUGGAGGACAUGCAUACUUGGGGUUUGAAAAGCUUACAUUUGUUCCAAUUCAGACUAAAUUGAUUGAAGUGUCAUUGCUUUCCGAUGCUGAGAUCAAUUGGGUAAAUGAUUACCACAAGCAAGUCUGGGAGAAGGUCUCAACUCUGCUGGAUGGUUCUGCACGUCAGUGGCUAUGGAACAACACUCGGCCGCUUGUUAAGCCAUGAUAAGCCCUUCUGGUGUCCUUUGUUGAACAUUUCGGCAUUGCAUUGUACAUACAUCAGAUUGAAAUUAGUAGCUUGAUAAAAAUAUAUGCACAUGAAUUUCAAAACAGUAGUUUGAUAAAGAUUAAAAAAAGGAAAAGAAAACAAGAAUAUUUGCUGUGGAUAUUGCACCGGAAUGUACACUGAUGAGAUCAUUUGUGUCUCAAUCUACCAGUGAAGAAAACUUGAUUGUGAGGUGGUUCUUUGUG